Pelobates cultripes (western spadefoot toad) is the source of this 34992-nucleotide messenger RNA. Lineage: Eukaryota; Metazoa; Chordata; Amphibia; Anura; Pelobatidae. The record is from the annotation of a GenBank genome assembly.
GCGCGGUGUUCGAGCGCGGUGACGUCAUCGCUUGUUGUUGUUUGGCGCGGGGAAGAUGGAGGCGGAUGGUGGGGUCUCCGCGCAGCUCCUGAGGGAAUUCACCUCCAUUACCGGUAAGAGGCGGGCCGGGGAACGCUACCGGGAAGGAUGCCAAUCAAUACACACCCGGUUUGUGGCGCUGGUUACUGAUUAAACCGGACAGGAGGGGGUCCAGGCUGCCCUGGAGGAGCUGUGCCAGGGGAGAGGAUGGUCUGCCAUAGGCACUGUGUAUCCAAGUGAGCUGUCACCCAGGCCGGCUAGCUAACCCUGGGAUAUGGGACCCUACUGCAGGGUGUUAGUACCAGGCCAGCCAGCUCACCCUGGGAUAUGGGACCCUGCUGCAGGGUGUUAGUACCAGGCCAGCCAGCUAACCCUGGGACAUGGGACCCUACUGCAGGGUGUUAGUACCAGGCCAGCUAGUACCAGCUGUCACCCAGGCCGGCUAGCUAACCCUGGGAUAUGGGACCCUACUGCAGGGUGUUAGUACCAGGCCAGCCAGCUAACCCUGGGAUAUGGGACCCUGCUGCAGGGUGUUAGUACCAGGCCAGCCAGCUAACCCUGGGACAUGGGACCCUACUGCAGGGUGUUAGUACCAGGCCAGCUAGCUAACCCUGGGACAUGGGACCCAGCUACCACCAGCUAUGGGACCCUGCUGCAGGGUGUUAGUACCAGGCCAGCCUAGCUAACCCUGGGAUAUGGGACCCCUGCAGGGUGUUAGUACCAGGCCAGCCAGCUAACCCUGGGACAUGGGACCCUGCUGCAGGGUGUUAGUACCAGGCCAGCCAGCUAACCCUGGGACAUGGGACCCUGCUGCUAGCCAGCCUACUGGGACUGGGCUAACCCUGGGACAUGGGACCCUACUGCAGGGUGUUAGUACCAGGCCAGCUAUAUGGGACCCUGCUGCAGGGUGUUAGUACCAGGCCGGCUAGCUAACCCUGGGAUAUGGGACCCUACUGCAGGGUGUUAGUACCAGGCCAGCCAGCUAACCCUGGGAUAUGGGACCCUGCUGCAGGGUGUUAGUACCAGGCCAGCCAGCUAACCCUGGGACAUGGGACCCUGCUGCAGGGUGUUAGUACCAGGCCAGCCAGCUAACCCUGGGAUAUGGGACCCUACUGCAGGGUGUUAGUACCAGGCCAGCCAGCUAACCCUGGGACAUGGGACCCUACUGCAGGGUGUUAGUACCAGGCCGGCCAGCUAACCCUGGGAUAUGGGACCCCACUGCAGGGUGUUAGUACCAGGCCAGCCAGCUAACCCUGGGAUAUGGGACCCUACUGCAGGGUGUUAGUACCAGGCCAUCUAGCUAACCCUGGGAUAUGGGACCCUACUGCAGGGUGUUAGUACCAGGCCGGCCAGCUAACCCUGGGAUAUGGGACCCUGCUGCAGGGUGUUAGUACCAGGCCGGCUAGCUAACCCUGAGAUAUGGGACCCUGCUGCAGGGUGUUAGUACCAGGCCGGCUAGCUAACCCUGGGAUAUGGGACCCUACUGCAGGGUGUUACUACCAGGCCAGCUAUAUGGGACCCUGCUGCAGGGUGUUAGUACCAGGCCGGCUAGCUAACCCUGGGAUAUGGGACCCCACUGCAGGGUGUUAGUACCAGGCCGGCUAGCUAACCCUGGGAUAUGGGACCCUGCUGCAGGGUGUUAGUACCAGGCCGGCUAGCUAACCCUGGGAUAUGGGACCCUGCUGCAGGGUGUUAGUACCAGGCCGGCUAGCUAACCCUGGGAUAUGGGACCCUACUGCAGGGUGUUAGUACCAGGCCGGCCAGCUAACCCUGGGAUAUGGGACCCUGCUGCAGGGUGUUAGUACCAGGCCGGCUAGCUAACCCUGAGAUAUGGGACCCUGCUGCAGGGUGUUAGUACCAGGCCGGCUAGCUAACCCUGGGAUAUGGGACCCUACUGCAGGGUGUUAGUACCAGGCCGGCCAGCUCACCCUGGGACAUGGGACCCUACUGCAGGGUGUUAGUACCAGGCCAGCUAGCUAACCCUGGGACAUGGGACCCCACUGCAGGGUGUUAGUACCAGGCCAGCUAGCUAACCCUGGGACAUGGGACCCCACUGCAGGGUGUUAGUACCAGGCCAGCUAGCUAACCCUGGGACAUGGGCCCCUACUGCAGGGUGUUAGUACCAGGCCAGCUAGCUAACCCUGGGACAUGGGACCCUACUGCAGGUUGUUAGUACCAGGCCAGCCAGCUAACCCUGGGACAUGGGACCCUACUGCAGGGUGUUAGUACCAGGCCAGCUAGCUAACCCUGGGACAUGGGACCCUACUGCAGGGUUUUAGUACCAGGCAGAUAGUAGUGCCGCUGGUACCACCUAGAUUUCAGGUGCCAUAUGUACCCUUGCACAAAGCCGAGAGAUGCCCCCUACUCUACAUUACCUUGGUGCAAUAUUCCAAGUUUUCUGGCAGAUAGUGAACUUGUCCACCUUGCCACAUCCAACGCUGACCAUUGAAACCCAUUGCUUGACACUAUAAGCACCAAAACAUUUUUAGAUUGAUGAAGCAGUUUUGGUGUAUAAAUCAUGCUUCUGCAGUCUCACUACGCUAUUCUCUGACAUUUAGGAGUUAAAUCACUUUGUUUCUACAGCCCUAGUCAAACCUAUUUGUAUUUAAAGGGAAACUAUAGUGCCAGGAAAACAAACUUUUUUUUUUUUUUUUUUUUAAUCCUGGUACUAAAGCUUCCCCCUCCAAAGGCGGAGGAGACCGCAUUGUUACACCUUAAGAAAGGUGGAGACAUGGCCUACAUUGGCACUGGACAUACGAAAGGCAAGCUUGGGGACUCUGCAGCGGGAUGGACUGCAGAGGGGAAGCUCCCUAUCAUUAUUGGGCUUCUUACCAGGAACAGUGACACUUGGCCUGAAGACCUCUGCCAUCUGGGACUGUAUCAUGCCCGGGGCAUAGACUGAACAGAUCAUUGAGCUUCUGGCUGCAUCUCACCUCUGGGGCGGAAUACUCAUAUGUUUUGUUUUUGUUUUUUUAGCACCUAAGCAUGGUUACUUAUACUAUAUCUACACUCCACUUAGCUCUGUUCAAUCACUGCAGGAUUGGGACUUUUGUGAAUUAAUGCUUUCUUCUGUUUUUUAGUUAUAUAUGUGCGUAAUCUGCAGCUUGCUUAAAUUUGUUUUGGAGCUAAUCCUAUAUUUUUUGAAGCCUGAUUUAUUAUUUUUAUAACAUUGCGCACUUACUAUGAAUGCAAUGCCAAUGUUAUACUAUAUCUGUUAUUGAAACUCUUGGUAAUGAUGGUGUGACAUCGCAGGCUUGUUUGUACUCUUAUGCACAACAAAAAUAUUGACAAGAAGAUAGAACUAGAUAUAUAACUAACUGUACCUUAACCUACACAUAGCACAAAACCAAAUGUGUUGGUGCCUGGAGUAUUUAUAAAAAAAAAAAAAAAAAACUUGAUAAAGAGUAGCUGUCAGUUCUCUAAUACUGACAGCUCUGCAUUUCCACACACCAUUAACCAUUAUUGGAGCACUUAAUGGAGUGAGGAAUGCUAAGGAGGUGAGCAUAAAACACUUAAUUCUUGAUCUCUCCUAAUGUGUGUGUGCGCGCCACUAUUGUUCCAUAAUGCUCUGAGCUUGCUCAUGCUUGUUUGGGCAUCUACUGAUGAAUUGUAGUUAAAAGUGCAUUUGUGCUCAGGGGUGUGUGUGUGUUUUUCUUUUUUUUUUUUAAAUGGUGUAAUUUGUGCAUUUGUCCAAAUCGCACCAGGAGGAAGUUUAACCCCUUACGGACCAAACUUUCGGAAUAAAAGGGAAUCAUGACAUGUCACACGUCAUGUGUCCUUAAGGGGUUAAAGGAAUGUUCUUGGCACCCCAAAAUUUUUUUGCUUAAAGAAGCAGUUUUGGUGUAUAAGUCAUGCCCCUGUAGUGUCACUACUCAAUUCUCUGCCUUUUAGGAGUUGAUUAACUUUUUUGUUUCUGUUGCCCAAGCUACAAUUCUCCUAAAUGUGACUCACACACAGCCAGGUUUCGUUUUCAUUCAGAUCUUGCAGUACUAUUUGUUUAUUUAGUACUGUAUGUGUUUACUUGGUUUUUAUCUGCUGACCUGGUAAUUGAAGUUUAAAUACAUACAGGGCUCAUGCAGCCUCCAGACUAUUAACAGAACAGGUGAUAAGACAUUCUAAAUUAAAUACACUACACAAUAAAGUUUAACAAUUAGAUCUCUGUUUACAGGAAGUGUGCAAGGAGGCAGUGUAAGUCACAGGCAGGGUAGGUGUUUCUAGGGCUCUAAAGGCAUUUCCCACUGUUUCAAAGAAAACAUUGCAGUUUCUCUAAAACUGCAAAGUUUUCAGCUGUAGGUUAAAGGGCCAGUGCACCAGACCACUUAAAUUAGAUGACUUGGUAUGGGUGCCUAUAGUGUCCCUUUAACUUCAAAUGAUAAAGAAUUGACAUUUAUUAUACUAGCAGUCACCUUAAAAAUAUUUGUAAUAUUACUCUCAUAAAGUAUUGAAAAGAAGUAGUUUUUUUUUUAUUUUUAUUAAGUAUAUGUAAAUUUACACCUCAACCAUAUCUUUAGUAUAUGACUGGAUCUUUCAGCCAUAUACAUGCACCUUUGUUCAGACAUUGUUUGAAAACACAUUAUCUAUGAUCUUCAUUGCUGCUGUGCAGUGAGUAAAGCAGUGAAGACCAUAGAGACUAACUGUUGGUUUUACAACGCUCUCCGACUAAUUGUGCAUGUAUAUGGUUGAAGGAUCCUAUCAUAUACUAAAGGUAGAGAUGAGUUUUUAUCUGUACACAUGCUUAAAAGGACACUAUAAGCACCAAAACAACUUUAGAUUGAUGAAGCAGUUUUGGUGUAUAAAUCAUGCUUCUGCAGUCUCACUACGCUAUUCUCUGACAUUUAGGAGUUAAAUCACUUUGUUUCUACAGCCCUAGUCAAACCUAUUUGUAUUUAAAGGGAAACUAUAGUGCCAGGAAAACAAACUUUUUAUUUUUUAUUUUUUUAAAUCCUGGUACUAAAGCUUCCCCCUUUGUCAAAGCCCUUCCCCCGUGGUGCAGUAGGGGUUAAUAACACCUUAUGUCACUUACCUGGGUCCAGCGCCGAUGUCCUUUGGCACUGGUUCAGCUCUGUCUAUGUUUCUCCCCCGCUGACGUUUGCCGGUUGGGGGGGAGGGGGGAGACCUAAUGCAUAGUGCAUAGACCACCAAAAGUUGUUUAAGCCCUCGGAAGUCCCUCUGGUGGCUGUCUGGUUCUCCACUAGAGAUGGAGUUAACACUAGCAGGUAAUUAUUGCAGUUUAUAAAAACUGCAAUAAUUACAUGCUCAGGUUUAAGAGUGAUGGUAGUUUGCACCCAGACCACUUCAAUGGGCUUAAAGGAUCACUACAGGGUCAGGAACACAAACAUGUAUUCCUGACCCUAUAGUGUUAAACCCACCAUUUAGCUCCCCUGGGCCCCUCAUACCUCCAUAAAUAUAGUAAAAUCUUACUGUAUUCAAGCUUGAAGCUGUAACUCUGCAUGCUGUUUGUCUCAGAAAAAAACAAGCAGUCUGCUGACAUCAUCAGAAAUGGUAGCCUGAUCCAAUCACAGUGCUUCCCCGUAGGAUUGGUUGAGACUGACAAUUAGGUAGAUCAGGGGCAGUGCCAGCACGAUUCAAACAUAGCCCUGGCCAAUCAGCAUCGUCUCAUAGACAUGAAAUGAAUCGAUGAAUCUCUAUGAGGAAAGUUCAGUGUCUGCAUGUAGAGAGAGGAGACACUGAAUGUUUGGAUGCAUUUUAGGCAGCCAUGACCCAGGAACGAUCUCUAACAGCUAUCUGAGGAGUGGCCAGUAAAGUUAUCGCUAGGCUGUAAUGUAAACACUGCAUUUUCUCUGAAAAGAUCGUGUUUACAGCAAAAGACCUGAAGGUAAUGAUUCUACACACCAGAACAAAUUCAAUAAGCUGUUUUUGUUCUGGUGACUAUAGUGUCCAUUUAAGUGGUCUGGGUGCCUACAGUGUCCCUUCAACUUCCCCAGUGUUUCUAAAUACUUCCUGUAAAGUGAGAUCUGAUUCUUAAACUUCCUUUAUUGCACAAUUUGCUUGAAGUGACAAUCCAUUUUCUUCAUAUUUGAAAAAGUGCAGAUUUCAAUAGAAAGUUACACUAGAUUAAACUAUACUGGUUAAACACCCCUGGAUUUUCAAGGAGAAAACUGGUCCUGUUACUUCCUGGUUCUGUUAGUUUAGUUGCACUGAACUCAAGAGACAGCAAUUGCCUUGCAAAGACUUCUCAUUAAGCUGCAUUGGGAAGUGUGUGAUUGGACAGCCACAUAAAGUCUGGGCUGGUUUAGCAGGGGAGGCUUUGCAAAGGCCGCACGCAAGACAUCUGCACUUUUGCAAGCUAUUUUUAUAAAGAACUCCAAUUAAACAUGCAUAAUUAAAUGCAUGUAUGAGUUCAUUUAGGGUAUAUCUACUAUAACGUGUUUCUUAUUUAUUUUGUAUCUAGGAAUGUGGAGUCUCCCAUUAGAAUUUUUUUUUUUUUUUAUCUCCUCCUCUGAUCAUAGCCUUCUAGACUCUGCAGUAGUCUCCUGUUUGUUAUUAAAGCUCAAUUUACAGAGCAGGGGAUAUAAACUUCUAAAACAAAUUUAACAUUUAAAUGAAAAUUAAAUUAUUUUUUUCAUGCAGGGUAUCUGUGUGGGUAGGGUUGCAUAAAGAGAAACAAAAGUGAUUUAACUCCUAAAUGGAAGAUAAUUGAACAGUGAAACUGCAGGGGAAUGAUCUAUACCAGGCAUAUGCAACCUUCGGCACUCCAGAUGUUUUGGACUACAUCUCCCAUGAUGCUUUGCCAGAAAUAUGGAUGUACGAGCAUUAUGGGGGAUGUAGUCCACAACAUCUGAUGUGUCAAAGGUUGCCUAUCCCUGAUCUAUACAUUAAAACUGCUUCAUUAAGAUAAAGUUGUUUUGCUGCAUAUAGUGUUCCUUUAAAUCUAUUUCAUUUCAAUAUGUGAUGAAACGCUUCUUAUUUUAAAAAUAUUUUUGAGUUGACCGUUGUCAAUUAAAAAUAGUUUUAUUUGUAAUGUUUCACACUGGACUUGUAUGGUUACUGUCAUUGCUUUAAUUUUUUUAUUUUUUUAGGUGCCAGUGAAAAUGUGGGCAAGCACAUGUUGGAAGCAUGUAAUCACAACUUAGAAAUGGCUGUUACAAUGUUCCUGGAUGGAGGUAGUAUAGCAGAGGAACCCAGUACUAGCUCAGCUGGAGCUUCUUCAGCUCAUCCUCCACCUCCUGCAGAGUAAGCAAAUUGUAUUAACUUUAUUGCUGGUAUUAGUCUAAAAUCCAGUUUUGUUCUAUACAAUUAAAAUCCUUUUUUUUUUUUUUAUAUUUGUUACUUUUGGAAUGAUUGCGGAUUAGUGUUGUGAAUUUCAUUGGACCAUUUCCCAUUAUUUAAAAAAAAAUCACUCCAGGCUGAAAAUUAGCAUUUUUGUUAAUGUGGGAACAUUAAAAAAUGCAUUUAGUAAAAUUUGCACAACAAAUAUUUUAAAUAUUUUUAUUUUAUUUUUCUCCCCAUUUUUUCACUGACAAAUUGCACUUAGCAGGUUGUCAUAGAUUUCCGUUUUUAAAACUUCAACCAGCUUCUGGUUUAAAUUACCUUUUAGCAUGAAGUGCAUGUUUCCCUAAGAUAAUCCUGUAUUUCAUGCUGUCAACACAUCUAAACUAUGAUGACUUUUCUGUUUUCAAUGUUAUCUAUGCUAACCAGUAGCUGAAAUGGAGAUUUUCAUUAAAAACACAAUUGCUCAUACAGGGUUAAAUAGCACUUCCAUAACGUGCACUCACACUCCUGAGCUUUAAAAAAAUCUGUUUAGUAGGGGUAUACAGGCACAGGGUAAUUUGCUGUCUAAUGCUAACCUGCAUUUUAGUUUGCAAUUAAUAUUAUAGUCCUAUGUACAAUGUGUGUGUGUGUAUAUAUAUAAUCUAUCCCAUAUACCCACAGCUUUUUGUAGAUGACAGUUAUAGUUUUGAGUUUUCUGUCAAUUGAUGUGUUGUUUUUUUUUUUUUUGUGUGUGUUUAUAGAGAUGAUGUUAGAGCACCAAUUCCACAGAAACAAGAAAUCCUUGUGGAGCCUGAAAUGUUUGGUGGUGAGCAAGCUUUAUUUUUAAAAUAUAUAUGUGUAAUGAAGCAAAUGCGGAAGAAGAAUAGCAAAAGCAUCAGUAAACACUCAUCUACUCUCCGCUAGAUCUUUAGUACAUUAGGUAUUUUGUAUACUUUUAUCUAUGUAUCCAUGAUAGUGAUAUGACUACACAUAUGUCCAGGUGAUAUAUUGUUUUAUCACACUUUGGUGGUGUGAUUACAUGUAUCUAUUUUCUUUCCUUUUUGUGUGUGCAUAUAUAAGGAACCCUUAAAGUACAAAAAAAAAUCUUUGUUAUUAAUAAUAUUGAUUUUGUUUUUCUCUUAAGCGCCUAAAAGACGGCGGCCGGCCCGCUCAAUAUUUGAUGGCUUCCGGGAUUUCCAGACGGAGACCAGUAAGUAUCUGUGUAUUGCUUAUUUAAUCCUCUCCCCAACUCUUAUUUAAAUAAAGUUCUAACCAUGGUAUGCUAGCCAAACAAAUCACUCUUAAGUCAUUCAGGAACUGGAUUUGCUUUAUUUCAAGAAGCAGUAGAGGAAUAGAAACAUGUAAAGUAAAUGAGUCCGGGACACUGUCCAUUGAUAGAGGAAUUCCUACUCUUCUGUUUUCAUGACAUCAGACACAUGAAUUUCUUGAAAGUUAAUGUAAUGCUAAGUAAAACAGUAGUGUCUUCACUCCACUCCUCCCUGACUGUAGAAGUGGCAUCAUCCACUGAAACUUCCUGUAAUGUUUAAAAGCAAAGGGGUAAGCUCACUUUUUCAGCAACAUUACAUGCAUUAUAUCUGUGACUAGUGGAUUUUGGCUGAAAAAUUUGUUCCUCUAUAGGUGGUAACUAAAUCAUAACUAGAUUAUAAAUUAGUUUGAGGCUUUAUGGACUUCAAAAAAGUUGAAAUAAAAACAUUUGGACAUUUAAGGGGUUCAUCUAUUCUUUGUCUUAGUAUAUAUUUUGACUGGUUUGGAAUUUCAGUGACAUUUCAACACCGUCAAUGUGAGUAUUUUCAUAAUUUUUAGGGAGACAGAUACACUUUAAACGAGUACUGUCACACCCCAGGAUUUAUGAUACUAUGUUUACUCCCUAUAUUUAACAAAUAUAUUUAAAGUACUAAAAACAAAAACAAAAUUAAAGCACCACUCCACACCACACCACAAAAGCAAGCUGAAGUUCAUAAGAUCUGCAGCCUUUGCAAGCUCUUUUAAGAUAUACCCACGAUGAAUACAUGCAUGAAAAAUUCUGGGUUGAGAUCUAAUUUGCUAAACCUUAGUUACAAAUUGUAAAACAAGUCAAAACAAAUCAUCUAUAAAAUAUUUCAAUUGGCAUGUGAUGCUGAUUUGUUCUGUGAUGUAAUUUCUAUGACCACAGAACAAAGCGACAAUUUAUAUUUAGGAACUCACUCUGAAGACGUGAUACUCCAUGCCUUUUUUUUUUUUUUUCUUGUAUCCAGUAGUUUUCUUACUCCUUACUCAUUUUGUGGUAUCUGAAAUGAUCUUUUGACUUGAGUCAUUGGACUAGGAUGGAACAAUUUUCACUAUCCUCUUUGUAUCUUCUACUUACGUAAUUAUGCUUCCUUUUUUCUUUUUCUCCUUUGGGGCGCCGCAGUCCGUCAGGAACAGGAGCUGCGUAAUGGUGGGACAGUGGAUAAGAAGCUUACCACGCUAGCUGACCUUUUCCGACCACCAAUAGACCUUAUGCAUAAAGGCAGCUUUGAAACUGUAAGUAACAAAGUUAUUUCAUGACUCUCUAGAUCUUAUUUGUCAAAGUAUAUCGGUAUGUUUUACACUAGUGUAUUUAUGACUUUCCUCUAUUGGCUACCAGGCCAGAUAUUUAUCUAUCUGUCAAAAGAAAGAUUACAUCAAGCUUUAUAGUUUGUCUCCAGCUCUCACAGCCCAUUAUUGCUGUCCAGACUUCAAUGUAUUUGUACAGAUAAAGAAAAUUCCACAUUACCUUGGUGGCAACAGAGGCCACAUUUACAAUUAUUUAUAUAGCACCAACAUAUUUUGCUGCAAUGUACAGUAAGACAAAAAAAAGAAAAGACAAUUUUAAAUCUAAGAGAACUUGUACAACAUACGGGAACAGUUGGUGAAGGGAACCCUGCUCAAACAAGCUCACAAUCUAAAGCUAUCUCUGAAUUCCCAAAGAACAUUACACCUCAAUCAUUUUGCAGUAAGCUGUUGUAGCUAUGGUGCUUAGUGCCCCUUAACAUAUUUAGAUAAACUAAUUUGAGCCAAUUCAUUUCCAUACAUUUCAAUUAACAACUUCCAUAUAUAUCAUAGUUACAUUUUUAAGUGUCCUCAUCCUUAAUUGAGUUUAAUUAUCUUUUUAUAGUCGAUUUACAAAAAUAAAAACAUUAACUGUACUCUUGACUUACAGGCCAAAGAGUGUGGCCAGUUAAAGAACAAGUGGCUUAUGAUUAACAUCCAGAAUGUGCAAGAUUUUGCAUGUCAAUGCUUAAACAGAGACAUCUGGAGCAAUGAGUCUGUGAAAACACUUAUUAGAGAACAUUUCAUCUUCUGGCAGGUAAGUGGCCUCCUCAAAAACAUUUCAUGCCUUUACUGAUGUCUUUUGGAUUAUUGUCCUGAUACAAGAUUUAAAAAAUAAAAUAAAAUUUUAAGCUCAACAGCAUAAUCUGUAGGUAUCCUGCAACAUCCCAGAUCUAUUAAAUGUUAAAUGUAACUAACAAUUUGCUGUCCACAUCUGUGUAUCGUGUAUUUUUUUUUUUCGUCACUAUUUCAUGCCUAUCUUUAUAUAAUACAAUAAAACGAAAAUAAGUGCUCUCUAUCUGAUCAAAAAAGUUAAGGAGUUUCCUGUGUGAAACAAAUCAAGACCGAUAAAAACAAUUAGGUGAACAGCGCUGGGUAUACAGGUUAUGUACGUAAAGAGAUGAAAUUGAAAUCCAAAGAUGUAUAUCUUAAAAAUGAAAAAGACACCGUAAUAGUGCAAUAUAUAAUAACAGUGGUGUGGAUAUUUUAUAGUGUCAAAGGAACACUCACGCUUUGUAGAGUUAUAUAAGCUCUAUUUUUGGAGCCUGGACGGAAUAAUUCCGGUCUAUGGAUUUCUUUGUGGGUAUCAGCACAGUACUGCUUUCAAGUAGAUGGAGGUCAUUAUAUGUAAAAGAAGAGAAUAAACCCAAUUGUAUAGUAUGUAAGUAAACAAUGUGUGAAGAAAGGAUAAACCCUACUUACAUCAACUAGAGCAAUUACCUGCUUUAGUGUGUGGAGCUUUAGGUGGAACAAUCCCCACCUAGGGAUACACAUGGACUCUGAACAUCAGCAAAGCACUCUGGAUGUGAGGUACAAAAAACGGCUGGGUAUAUACAUUUACAUAAAAUAGUACUUUAUUAAUGUAAAUUCAGAAUAAAAUAUAAGUGAUAAAAAAAACUAAAUAAAAACCAGUCCUAUAGUAUAGUCCUCACUUGAUUUGUUUUGCAGAAACUUUAUCAAAAGUGAAUGCUUGCUGGUCAGGUCCCUGUAGUUUAUCUAGUCUCCAGAUGAUUUCAUUUGAUUCCGGUGUGAUUUGCGACUAUUUCCUGUUUCAGUCAGUGUUUUCAACCUCAUUUCCGUUUCCUUUAUAUAAUAAUGUCAAAAUAAGGUUUUCAAAUUGCCCACUAGAGGGCAUCAACAAGCAAGUGAUUUCCAGAUCUGCUUUGAUUUAAAAUGACACUAUAGUCAACAGAACAACUACAGCUUAAUGUUGUGGUUCUGGUGUCUAUUGCCUGUCCCUGCAGGCUUUGCAAUGUAAGCACUGCCUUUCAGAUAAACUGCAGAGUUUACAUUACUGCCUAGUAACACCUCUAGUGGCAGUCACUUAGACAGCCAAUAGAUGUGUUGCACAGUAUGCAGUACUGACAUUCAGUGUCUCCACACUCUGCUUGGAGACGCUGAGCGCUCCCCAUAGUUAGGUAUGAUUUAAUGAGAUAUGAGCUCCAAUACUUGAAUACAUUCAUUCAAGAGGUAUGAGAUUCAAGCCAUUAAUUCAUAAGAGGUUGGAGAUCCAACACAAUAAAACACAGUAAGUAAAUGAACCUAUUGUGUUCACUGAAAAUCAGUAGGCUGUAAUGAAUGAAACCAUUAUUUUGGUCAUUUCUUUAACUCAUGAGUUGGAACCAUUAACCUACCACGAUGUCUUUAACAAUGCUUGCAAGCGAUCCUCCAGGGUAGAUUCAUAUCACCAGUAUAUUAAAGAAUAAUAUAAAUCAUGCAUUCGGAAAAAAAAGGUGUAUCUUUUAGAUGUUCUGUAAGCAUUGGUCCUCUUUACAUCUGUUUCAGUAAAGAAGUAAAUGGGUACUUACAGCUAGGGAAAUUCAUCAGAUUUUAUUUUUUAUAUUAUAGUCUCUUUAUUUCCAAUACAUACAUUUAAAGGAACACUCUACUGACUGCCCAAAUGGGCAAUUCUUUUUACAAAUCACUGUUUAGUAGAUAAAUCUGCAAUGAAUACAUACAUGCCUUUUCAUGCAUGUAUUCAUUGGGGGUGUAUCUGAAAACAGUUUACAAAAUCUGCAGCCUUUGAAAGCCUUCUUCUCUUUCCCCUGAAGAGACUUUCUCUUCACAUGGCAAUAACAUAUCAGAGGCUGGGCUCCCUCUGUGCAUCUGCUGCGUGUGUUCACACAUGAGCAGCAUAUUGAUCUAAGGUAUGUGAGGAGAAGGUAACAGAAGCAGAAACACUGCCCACUGUGGCUAUUUGACAGCAGGGGGUGUUUCACUACUUAUAAAAAGUCACUUUUAUAAACUGUUAUUACUAUGGAAUACUCACUCGUAAAGCAUUUGAGCAAGCUGAAGAGCUUUAUUGGUGUAGAGUCCUUUUAAGUAAAAAAAUAAAAACCUCCUUGUCAAUUGAUAAUACUGGCUUACACUUAUUAGCGUUUUAGAUUUAUAUAGUGCCAACAUAUUCCACAUCGAUUUUACUAUAUUACACUUGCUCUUUAAGGGCAGCCAUCUUUUGUCUUAAAGCCCACUUACACGGUCAGAAUCCAUGCAGGUAGCUGAAAUUUAGUGUUCAUAAAUCCUGAUGUUAUGUACAGGCAUCUGAUAUCUGAAAAAAAACACAAUUACAGCCAUUCAAAUUGUGCAUCGUAUUAGGUUUGAUAAGUUGGGAUUUUAACAAGAUUACUCAAAGAUGGCCACCCCCAUGGAAUUUGGCAAUAAAAUAGUUUUUUACGUUGCGAAUAUAUAUAUGACUGUAUAAUCUACAGAGGUUACAUUAGUGCAAUAUUUUUAUUUUCAGUCACAUUAAAAAUGAGUGUUCCUUUUAACAUGAAUGCAAAGUGAUUCCCCUGCUCACGUAUAGAAGCCCAUGAAAGUUUCUCAAAUAGUUUAAAACAGGUCUGCACAGUUUAUGUACAGGUGAGGUUUCAGUGCAGCAAUUGUCCGAUUCAGGGAAGGAACAAACAUGGGCUCGGAAUGGUUUUUUUGUGCUUUGUGUUCUCUUUAAAAAUCAAAUUUAGACCUUUAAAGUGCUAUUUCUACAUUUUCACAAAGGAGCUCGGAAUUAUUUGUUAACAUAUUAAACCUAUUCCAUUUUAAAUAUAAUAAUGAAUCAAUUUGAAUACAAAACAGGAGAUAUCACCUUACUUAUUCCAAUUCUAUCCAUUAGUAAACCAUAUUUUCCAACCAAUUUGUGACCUUUUCGAGUGAAUCAAAUGUGUGCGUAAUCCCAUCUUUAGUAACUAUCAGUUUGGUUGGGAAGCCCCACCGGUAUUUUAAAUUAUUUUCCCUUAAGCGCAAAGUAGCUGGCAGGAAUUGCUUCCUCGCUUUUCUUGUCUGGAAAGACAAAUCCAGGAAGACCUUUAUAUAUCAUUAAUUUGCCUUGAUCUCUUUCAAUUUGUCUUGCCGCUUUUAGAAUUUUUUCUCUAAAAGAAUAGGAGUGACAAGCAAUGAUUGUGUCUCUUGGGAGGUCAGCUGGAAGUGUUCUUGGUUUGUAAAGUCGAUGUGUUCUUUCAAGAAAGUCCACUUUAUCAUCAAUAUUUAUUUUAAGAGCUUUAAAAAAACUCAGAGAGGUAAGUUGCCAAAUUAUCUUGUGAGAUGGAUUCAGGGAUCUUUCUUAUUCUCAAGUUAUUUCUUCUGCCUCUUUCUUCUAUAUUUAUGGUUCUCUCUUCAAGAUAAUUUAUCUUUGUUUGUUGUUUCUCAAUAAUCUCACUUUGCUUCUGUAGAAGAAAUUCUAGAUUUUCUAUUUUUUGUUCGUUGACUUUAACUUUUUGUCCGAUCUCCAAUAUAUCUUUCUUUAAAGCGGCAAAGCUCCCCUGCACUUCUAUUUUUAUUUGUUCCAACUGUAGAUCUAAACAUUCUUUUAAGUACACUGGGGUGAUCAUUUGUCGUUCAUCUGAGCGUUCCUUUACCUCAGUAUCGCUGAAAUCUGCAGUUUCCUUACUUAAGGCAGCUUUAUUUGGAGUUGAUAUCUGAGAGAUUUCUAAGGUGCUUUUAUCUGCUGGGGCAUUAAAAAAAAUUAGAAAGUCUCUUUUCCUGUUUAUCUUUUUUUCCCCGGUCUUUUUUGGGGGAAGGUUUUAAAUCCAGCCUUUGGUCAGCUGUUUUCCUUGUUGCCAUUUUCCGGGUCUGAUUUCCCUCUAUUUUCUAACACGUAUUUUAUUGGGGAGCUACGUUUAGCAGAAAUGCCCUAUCAGACGUUUCAAGUUUUUACCACUUUUAAGGAGGUGUUAAAUUCUUUAGCUGUUUCCUUCUUAUUUCUUUUCCUCCUUUCUUGCUAUCCUUCUUUCUCUAUCUUCUUUACACAAUUCUGUUUGUACACCGCUUGGCUUCUCCACUUACAGCUUCUCCACUUCAGUACUUUCAGAGCUUAUUAUUGAGCAGUGUAUGUCCAUAUUUUUUUUUAAUUUUUUUUUUUUUUUAAUUUGUAUUUUAUUAGAGGUUUAGUACUCAUAAUACAACAGUGUCAUAGUAUGGGAAAUGUAAAGAACUGCAAAACAAAGUUUCUGUAACAGUCCAUGAUGUCAUUAUUAAAACGCCUAUUGUUGGUUACUCUGCAACCUCAGGUUCCUUGUGACCCUUUGUUACGCCACUUCUCAAGCCCGUAUUGAUGCAGACAGUCCCGCUUUCAAGGGUGUUUGUGGGGUCUCCAACUUUGCGCUCUCUGUGAGCCAAACAUCUGGGAGAGGAAUGUCUCUAGUUUUAGCUAGAAUGGUAAUACAUCUGGGAUUGGAUUGGAUUUGAUUUCUGGGGCUUAUAACUUGGUGUAUGGUUUAUCUUAUCAGACUGGUGCCGGGUGUAUGCUCUAUCACCUGGGAGUUGGUGGUGUGCUAAGUGAGUGCUGUGGUAAGCCGCUUAGGUGAGUAAUUGUCUCCUCGGUGUCAUUGCAAUGUGGUGACUCUUUGUGGGCCCUGGUUUGCUCUGUGCGGCUUUUUGCUUCCCGGUGUCGGCUUCUCUGGGUUCUUUGUUUUCCGCCUCUUGUCUUCUCAGCUGGCGGAGAAAGUGUGCCUGGUCGUCCGCGGAGGUGAGUGUGAGUGUCCGAUCUCCCUUCAUUGCUGUUAGGGAUCCAUCUGCCCCCCAUCGGUAUUUGAUUGCCUCCGCUCUUAAUUGUUUAGCCACUGAUGCUAGUUGUCUCCGCUCCGCUAGGGCUGCGAACGGGAGGUCUCCAUAAAGGGACACUGUGCUGCCUUCGAAUUGAACGCUUCCCAGUUCUCGGGAGCGAGCCAUGAUCGCUGAGCGGGUCUGAAUAUCUUUCGUGACCGCUAUGACGUCCCUUGGGGAUUCUGCUGGCGCUGCUGCGGCUUUGCGUAUUCUAAAUGCGGUUACUAUUUUGUCUGGUUCGGUGUGCAGCCUUAUUUCCAUUCUGGUGGUGAGGCGGGAUAUGUACCUCAGCAGGGCUUCGUCCCCAAUGGUCUCUGGUAUGCCUCUGAUGCGAAUGUUUCGCUUUCUGUGGCGAGCUUCUAGCGUUGUGACCGUCCUCUUGAGCUGCUGGACCUGUGAGCGCAGAUCCUGCACAGCGUCAUUGGAGAUCUGUUGCUGGGCUUCUCUGGCGCUUUCUCUGGCUUCAACUUCAGUGAGCCUCUUCUGGAUGACCCCCAUCUCCUUCUUUGUGGCCUGCAGGUCUGCCCUCCACACCUCCCUCAUUUCCUCAAGGAGGUCUCUGAUGUCCCUCUUUGUAACUGGGGAUGAGUCUUCCUCAGAUUCAGAUGCCUGACACUGGGCUCCGUCUUCUGCCUGAGAUGAGGUGGGGCUGUCUCUGCCCUCCUGGGAGUCAUCUGAGGCUUCCUCCUCGCUGGGUGCGGCGGGCGCCAUUUUGGCUGGUGCCGCUUGUGUAGGCCUCAUAAAGGACAGCCGAAUGUCGGGCGCUUUUGGCGGUUCCGGCAGACGGAAUUUCUUAGUUUUUCGCCCCAUGUCAGUAGCUGUGCGGGGGCUAUAAUUGUGGUGUUUGGAGGGUCCCGUUUGCGGGUUUCUGGCCUCUAUUGUAUUCUCUGAGGAAUGUUUUAUUUUUAAUGAUUACAAGACUCUGUGUUUUACCUGCUAGUAUGCCAGCGAUAUCUUUUUAAAUAUGAUGCCACGGCAUGACUUUGUUUAUGACUCACUUUUAUGAGGGUUGCAAGGCAUGUGGUAUAAUCAUAGAAAUUAGAGGAACUGUUACAUUACUCUAUUUGGUUAAAAGGUGAUUUACAACAGUGCCUGUCAAACUACACAAAUUGGUUUAAAUGCCCAUGUGAAAGCAGUGUAUCUAAUGCUUCCCCAUGCUUUUUCUAAUGCUUUCUGUCAUGUGACAGAAGCACCUCUAGUGGCUAUCAGGAAGACCGCCAUUGGAGGUUGGAUUUAAUCCUCAUAUGCUAAAAUUUGAGUUUCUUAAAAACCAAAAAAAAAAAAAAAAAACUGCAAUGUUUUACAUUGCAAGGUUACAAGGACAGGGCCACUGCCUCUUGGGUGACUUUUUUUUGCCUUUUGUGUAGAGCGUAAAAUUGUGGAAACUCUGAAUCUGUUCUUCUGUUGGAAAAAACAACCCAUUUUUUAUUGAUUGGGGAUUUGUUUAAAUUGUUUUGGUUUGCAUGUAUUUCAUCCAUGAUAAACUGUUUGGAUGAACCUCAAUGGCACAAAAAUUGCCCAGUCAGGUUAUUGCCAAAUAUGAGAAGUAACCAAUAGAGGUAAAAAUAAUAAAGUCAUAUAACUUUAUAAAAUAGAUACCUGUAAAUACAGUUUUUUUGUUUGUUUUAUUUAGUUUUGAUUCUUCUUUUUCCCCCUCUGUUGGUCAGUUGUCACUUGGUCUGUGAAUAAAAGAAACAUUUAGUGGCUGUACCUCACCCAUCAUCAUUUUGUUGCAUCAAUCAGUCGUAGUUACCAAAUAUACCAAAAAGUGCUUAUGCGCUUAAGUAAUAAGUGCAAGUCUCGUGUGUGUGUAUAUAUAUAUAUAUAUAUACUACAAAUGUUUAAAGAAUAGUUGUUGUUUUUUUUUUUUCAUCUGUUUGUGUGUUUUUUUUUUUGUUUUUUUUUUCAUCAUAACUCUGAUUCUGUGACCACUCACCUGACUGCAAACUAAUUCUGACCAUGGGAUGUGGUUAAAAAAUAGCAGUCACUACUCCAUGUUAUAUAUGAGCCAUUUUUUGUCAGAAUGUAUCAGAAGGCAGAGCUUUAUACAACUUCUGUCUCCAGUGAUCUAUCAUUGCUUACAUGAGAGAUGAUCUACAGAGCGUCUCAGUGUUACGUGAAGAUGAAGCUGAGAUGGAAGGACAGAGUGCUUUAUAUAAUUACAUCCUAUUAGCCACAUCAACAGGCCCCACCAUUGAAAUGGAAAUACCACCUGAUGAGGGGAGUUUGUUUGCACUAAAUGUGAAAACCCAACAAGUGAAAAUGUCAAUUUAUCUUGACGCAGACUGGUACAGCUGACACUUGUAACAUUAUGAUAUAUAGUAAAGGAGGGAGAGGAAUAAAAACCGCAGUAACUGAGCCUUAUAUUCGUGGGGAAGAGAAGAUUUUUGCCUCGAUAAUUGGUUUUAUAAUGAAUCUGUGCAAUCUACGUUAUUACAGGUUUACCAUGACAGUGAGGAAGGGCAGAGAUAUAUCCAAUUCUACAAAUUGUCAGACUUCCCAUAUGUUUCUAUUCUGGAUCCUCGUACAGGUAAGUAAUUAGUCUGUUGAAUUAACUGGUAGACCGUUCAUGCCAUCUUCACCUUUUAUGCUGACUCUGCCUCUUGCUGCUCGUGCACAGGACAGAAAAUGGUGGAAUGGCACCAGCUGGAUGUGAAUUCCUUUCUGGAACAAGUGACAGGAUUUUUAGGAGAACAUGGGCAACUUGAUGGACUCUCCAGUAGCCCUCCCAAGAAACGAUUACGGUCUGUAAGUAUUAUACAGCUGGUUGGGUUAAUAGGUGAAACUGUGUUUAAAGCAUGUGUAACUCAAACGUGUGUAACAAUGUCUAUAUUUCAUAAUCCCUUAAAGUACGUAAUGUCAUUUCUAGUAAUUUUGUAUUAAUAUGUUUAUAUAAAUAUAUAUUAACAUUAUGACACUUUAUUUUUUUAUUUUACACAGAUCUUUAAAUACUGUGACUAGCUUACUUUUUUUUAAAGGGACUUCAAGCCAUCCAAGCGACUUCAUCUCUAUGAAGUUGUCUGCGUGCCAUGUCCCUUUCCUUUUAACCCUGCAAUGUAAAUCACUGCAAUUCUGCAGAAACAGCAAUGUUUACAUUGUAGGGUUUAAAUGCCUCUAGUGACUGUCACUCUGCAGCAAGUAGAGGAGCUUCCGCAAAAUAAAAAAAAAAACUCUGCAAUUUCAAUGAUCUCAUAGAGACCAACAAAUUGGCUCAGCGAGGUGCUUUGAGAUCAUCCUAUAAGGAGGCAGGGAUAGUCUCAGAGAGCAGCAUGGCGUUGGAUAAGAGAUAAUUAAAAUACCUUUUUAACUCUUGUGGGGGGCAGUCACCUAAAUGGAGACUUGGACACUUGCCUUAUGAAUGCACUAUUAUAUUCCUAACACUAUUGUGCUAGUUUACUUUUAAAGGGACACAAAAGAAUGUUUUUUGGGGUUUUUUUAUUUUUAUUUUUUUUAUUGAAAGUAUAUCAAAAAUAAUAAAUUAAAAAUAGCAAAAACUAUACUCAUGAUUAAAGUUCCUGCAUAAAACAAAACCCACUCUGGCUAAACAUAACUUUUUAUAGUACUACAGAUGCUAUCACCCAGAAGUGCUAUUUGGACACCACGGUGGUUUUUGGACAUUGUAAUUGCACUGUUCACUAUAGAACUACCGAAAAGAAAUUUAACAAUUUCUAUACUACAUGUGAGUACAUGGAGUGCUCUUUUGAGUUUUCUGCUUUUUUGUUUGUUUUAUUUAUUAUUUAAAAAAAAAAAAAACUUUUUGAAAGUAAAUUUGUGAUAUUUAGUUGAGAUCUUUGUCUCCCAGGAAAGCCUUAUUGAUGCAAGCGAGGAUAGCCAGCUGGAAGCUGCUAUUCGGGCAUCGUUGCAGGAGACUCAUUUUGACUCUGCAGCCAACAAGCGAGCGUCUCGAUACGAUGAGGAGUCUGAUUCAGAGCUGUACUCUGGCAGUGAGGAGUUUAUCUCUGUUUGUGGAUCUGAUCACGAGGACGAGGAGAAACCUUAUGGGGAGUCAUCUUCUGAGCAAGAUAUCUGCAACACCAAAGCCAAUAAGUCCCCUCUUAGAGACACAUGCAAUAAUAGAGAUGAAACAGAAAGAAUACAAUCGGUCGUCGAUAAAACAGAAGAUGAUGUGUCAAACCAUUGGUCACCACCACCAGCAGACACAGUUCAGACUGACACAUUUCCUGAAUCACCUGGCUGUUCAGCUGACGGUACAGAUAAUAAUGGUGAGUUUGACUGCUUUCAACCACCUGCAUACACACCCUCCCCCUCCCCCAGCUGUAACAAUUUGCUUUAUACGUGCAUUUUAUUAAUACUGCCCAUUGUUUGCUUGUGAACUAGAUUAGUGGAUAAGAGUAAUUUGCAGUAUCCCACAGUCACUGCUUCAACUGAGCCUUUCAUCCAAAGUCAAUAAACCGCAGAACAUAUUUUAAACUAAUGUAAAGCUAAGGGGCAGUUUUCUGGUUAAAUGCGUUUGAUAUUAUACACUAGGUUUUAAUAAUUAUUUUGUAAAAUUUCCAUGAGUUAUUUGUUUUGUACACAUGAAAUUAGUCAGAAUCACUGAUGGGAGCAUUGUAUUUAUAUUUGGCCAAAAACAUGCAUCUAGUUGCUGACGAGCAGAAAGCCACUAGAGCAGCUUCCUCCUUUAAUCUUUGUUUUUUUGCAGGAUUUCAAGUUUGGCAUUAUCAUUCACAGCGUGAAAAGGCUAAACACAACUAAUGCUUCUUAUAGUGAAGCAUGAUUCGGUUAUUCUCUGUGAAAAGCUUUGGAUUGGCAGAUCGCAUGGAUUGCUAUUCAUGUGCUGUGACCUCAUUGCUACUCAGAAGCAUUGGAUUGGACAAAAGCUAACUAUAUUGAUUAUGAUAUAACCAGAGGAGAUUUAGCUGCUGCCAGCAUUCUUCUGGAAUAAUGAUAAAUGGAAAAUCAUUUUUAAUUACUAUUUGUUUUAAAAAGAUUGGAGGGGACUAAUUAAUUUUUAUCUUGAAAAGUUGGUUAGAGGGAUCCUAUAGUGUCAGGAAAACAAACUAGUUUUCCUGGCACUAUAGGUUUAAUAGGUCCCCCCUCCCUUGCGCCAUCCACCCCCUCCUGCAGGGCUGGAGGGGUUAACACCACUUCAGACACUUACCUGAACCCAGCGCUGAUGUCCCUCUGUGCUGGGUCAGGCUCCACCCACAGUCCUUCCCUGCUGACAUCACCGGCGGGGGAGACCUAAUGCGCUUGCGGGUCAUACCUCCUCAUAGGGAAGCAUUAUUUAAUGCUUUCCUGUGGGAAAAAUCUGAUGCUGGAGGUCAGGCUUUCCUAAAGCUUUCCUAAUGGGAAAGCAUUGAAUUGGCAAAAAAUCUGCCAUUUUAAUGGUCUCAAAGGGGGCGGGGCUGGCGGACCCACCUGGCGCUGGAAAUAAGGUGAGUUUUAAACUUUUCUUAUAGAGGUGCUAAGGGGGGGGGGCAAGCCACCUAAAUGCACCAUAGAGUCAGGAAUACAUGUUUGUGUUCCUGACCCUAUAGUGAUCCUUUAACAGAAAAGGGUCGAUUCUGGGAUGCUGGCUUUCUACGCAGAGUUGCAAAAUAAAAGCCAUAUCUUGAACUGGACAAUAGAAAAACAAAUAAGGAUGGGGAAAAGGACACAGACUGGAAAACAGUGUUAUCUACAUACUAACCGAAGUUUGAUGUGUUCAAUCACAGAAGAUGAACACAAGACUGAAGUGCUUGUGGAAACAGCUUCAGGAAGAAGCCCAUUAAACCAGUCCAACUUGUGGGAGUUGCUUCAGGAAGCAUGGGUUGAAAUCUCUUACCUCAACAAAUUGGCAGCCAGAAUGCCAGUCUGCAAGGCUGUAAUUGCUGCACAUCGAGGUUUUCUUAAUUAUUUCUAACCAUGUCUAAUUAUAUUUCCUAUUCAGACUCAUUUCAUGAAUGUUGUUAUGCAAAUUAAGGCAAUUUCUGAGUGACCUCAAGCUUCUAAAUGUCAGUUUAUUCAGCAGAUUUUGAUCCUAAUUGAGCCAUUAUAACAAGUUUUAGUAUUUUAGCUUUCCCUACUUGAACUCCUUACCAAAACUUUGUGACUGGUUUAUGUAUGCGCAAAACAAAUAUAGGAUUGUGAAACAACAAAACUUCUGCAUGUGUGUUUAUUAAUUAGACGAUCUCUUACCUUUUUAUUAGAUUUAGGACCAAAAGCUAAAUUAAUGUUGCGGUAUCCAGAUGGGAAGAGGGAACAGAUUACAUUACCAGAAAAGGCCAAAUUACUGGUAAGUGAAUCUGCAAUUUAUAUUUGUGUUCACUGCUGCCAGAACCACAAACUGAUCUCUAAGCACCCUAUGCUAGAAUUAAAUGUCUUGCUUAUUUGGUAUUUGCAGUAUGAGAAUCUGUCUGGUAUACACUCUUUGUUACUAAGGAAUUAUUCCUUAAGGGGUUAAGUUAUGUUUCUCUAUUAAAUGUGUAUUAUGAUCCUGGGAAAGCAUUUACCUUCUACAGAUAUAUAUAGAGAGAGAUACACACACAUAGUUUUAACACGUUAUUCUUUGAAGACAAAAUUCAUUUCAUACUCCAACAAACCGUUUUAUUUGGAGGAAGAAUUGGAUUAAUUUCUGUUGAAAGUGAUACAUGCGGCAAUAGCUGUUGCAGAUAAUUUCAUCCUUGACUUAUAUUAGUGGUUUAAUGGAUUAAAAAUUCUCCUUAUUGGGUCUCUCAUAUUGUUUAGGCCGCUUUGCAGCUGACAUGCAAACCAGUAAUGUACUUGGACCUUUAUACCCAUUCACAAUAUUUAAAGGAUCACUAUAGUGUCAGUGUUUUCCUGACACUAUAGUGCCCUCAGGGUCCACUUCCCUUGGCGCUGAAGUGGUUAAAACCCCUUUAGCCACUUAUCUUAAUCCAGCGUCAGGCUCCCUCAGCGCUAAUGACCUCUCCUCCCCCACCGAUGUCACCUCUCGAGUGGAGCAGAAUGUGCAUGCGCGGCAGGUGCCGUGCGUGCAUUCAAACAGUCCAUAGGAAAGCAUUUCUCAAUUGAGCAAUGAGAUCAGUGCACCACAAUGUUAUUAAGCUGAAGUGGUUUUGCAACUUAGACUAACCAUUGCAUGAUUUCAAUUGGUAUGUGCACAAUUCUAGUAAUGGCUUUACAAAUUAGUAUACCAUUUUCAUGUUAUCUUAAUUUGAUAGAUUUUGCUUGAGCUGCCACAGUGGUCUUUAAUACUACUGUUUGGAUUUUUAGAGAUGUCCUGAAAUACCGAUUUGUUUGACAGCUAAUGCGAUGCAUUUUCUACAAGACUCAUCUAGGGGAGUUUCAAUAAUGGGGCCAAAGAAGGGGAUGAGAGAAACUCAUUGACAAAACUGCAUCCUUACCUUUUCCAAUUCUGCAGUUUUAAAAAUACAUGUUUGAAAAAUAAUCAUUAAUAUUUUGGUUUUGCUUUCGUUGUACCUUUCUUGCAAAAUUCAUUAAACAAUGCAGCCUUUUGUUUAACAUAACAUUCAUACUUUAACAUUGGAAUUUCACUAAAUUCCAGUUUGUUUAUAUGUUAACAUUACAAUAACGUUACAAUUUUGUUGAACCAUUGCAAUUCUUUUUAGUUAAUAACUGAAGUCCUCUCUUCUGUCUCCUUUUCUCUAGGCUUUGGUCAGACACGUGCAACUUAAAGGGUACCCCAAUGAGCGCUUUGAGUUGCUCACAAACUUCCCACGACGGAAACUGUCACACCUGGACUAUGAGGUCACGUUGCAAGAAGCUGGAUUGUGUCCACAAGAGACUGUUUUUGUGCAGGAAAGGAAUUAACAUCUCUUUAACUCUCUCUCAUUUUCACAAGUCCAUCAGUUAUGGCCCACCCAAUUGAUUUAGGACCCAUCAUUGCUGCGUAUUUGGGGGAAACUUUUCCUGACUGGUCCUUCCACUUCUCUGGCUCAUUGUCACAGCACUACAGAGAAAACACUGUGAUUCAGAUGGAGCCAAACUGUUGUGGUGGAAACAUCUCGUCCAACUUUUUGUUUUUUCCUACAGAUGUUUUUUCCAGGAAUUCUUUAUCAUUGUUAUUGUUUUCACUUAUUUUUGUAUUUUAUUAUAUUAUCUUCCAUACCUCAUGAAGCAGUGCAGGAUAUCCCCAUAAAAAGGUUCAAGCUCAGAUUUAGGGAUUUGGGUGAUCCAUAUUCUCUCUCCACUGCAUUGGAAACCGAAGUACAGUCUAUGCAGCCGUGAGUCCAUAUUGCUUAUUAAACUUUGUUUCUGAAAACAGAAGGAGGUAUAUCUGUUGUUGGUUUUCCCCCCUCUUUGAACUUUGUUGACUUAUAUUUAACCUGCUGGGAACCAAAUAUUAUUUAAUACUAAAUGUGUUUCUUGGUAUUUGUUAGAAAAGCCAUUAUAAUCUUCUAUUAACAACUGACCUCUUGUUAUAUAAGCAUUCGGAUAACACAAAACUAUCCCAAAGCUUUAUGCUUUGCCAUGAAGACCUUUCUCUAGACCAAGAAUUUUUUUUAGACGAGUGGGUCUUAAAUUUUAAACUUUAUUUUAUUUUUUUAUGUGUUUUUUUUAAUUUAUUUUUAGCAGGGACCCAAUUGUAUGUUAGCUUGGCAAACCAUUCCUGAUUUGCAAAAUUAGCUUUAUGACCCAUGUUACAAAUUGAAUCCAUUAAAUAAGUAUCAAUAUUUAAAACUAACGAUAAAUUUAGAUUAACCUUUGCACAAGAAAAGCAAGAUAUUGCAGUCAGUAACUUACUACAAACAACGACCUGGGGUCUAAUACUGUGUGUCUAGUCUAACUUGUAGGUAGCCAAUAAAAUUCAAACAGGACCAUUUCAGUGUGCCAUCCCAGGAACUAACAGCCAAUGUCUUGAACAAUAAGAAAAAUAACAAACUGCUCUAGAAUUCCACGGCAGUGGUUCCAGAAUAUUAAAAGACCACUAUAGUGCCAGGAAAACAUACUCGUUUUCCUGGCACUAUAGUGCCCUGAGGGUGCCCCCACCCUCAGGGUCCCCCUCCCCCCGGGCUGGAUGGAGAGGAAGGGGUUAAACUUACCUCUUUCUCCAGCGCCAGGCGGGGAGCUCUCCUCCUCCUCUUCGGCUGAAUGCACAUGCACGGCAGGAGCCGCGCGCGCAUUCAGCAAGUCCAUAGGAAAGCAUUCACAUUGCUUUGCUUUUGACUCUGGCGUCUUCUCACUGUGAUUUUCACAGUGAGAAACGCUGAAACGCUGAAGCCCUCUAGCGGCUGUCAGUGAGACAGCCACUAGAGGUUGGAUUAACCCUAACAUAAACCUAGCAGUUUCAGAGAAACUGCUAUGUUUAUAGAAAAAAGGGUUAACCCUUGAUGGACCAGGCACCCAGACCACCUCAUUAAGGUGAAGUGGUCUGGGUGCCUAUAGUGGUCCUUUAAUGUCCCCAUUUUGUGUGUAUAUGUAUAAAUAUAAAAAUAAACUAAGCAAAGUAUGUAUUAGGAUAACCUCAUAUGUAGCAGUUGCUUUAGUAAAGUAAUUGUAUCAUCUCAGUAGUAUUUUGAAAAUAAGUCAUAAAGAAAUAAGAACUUCAAUUAUUGUUGUUAAAGCUCGCUGUAGUGAUUUAUGAUGCUUGGAGUUCUCUUGAUCCCCCUUCCCAAUGUAAAUUCUCUAUCUAUUUGCUAAUGGCUUGACAACUUACCUGGCGCCUUCUGGGAACAAGUCAUCCUUGAGCUAAAAGCUCCGGCACAAAGCUUUCAUUAGCUCGCCUAAGCCCUGCUAUGCAUGCUAUGCAGGGACAGCUCAUUGGCUGAGAGCUGAGCUGGCUGAGCCUCAGUGAGCUAGUCACUGCACUGCCAAGUUUAGCUCAGUACAAAGAGCUUUCAGCUAUCAUGGGGGUUAGAAAACUGACUACUUACAUGGGGCGUGCACACCAUGCCACUCCUGGCAUCAUAAACAAGGGUACUGUAGUGGUUAUGGUGCUUGAAGUGUAACUAUAUAAUGUGAGUUCCCUUUUCUCCAUUAAUUUGGUUUUACAGUUGGUUAACAAUAUGUUGCACUAAUUUACUAUAAAUUAUUUUCUAAUACCUUUAGUAUAAGUUAAUAAAUAUCCUCUCACUUCAGAAUAUAAAAAAAAGAUAUAGUUUCUUGACUUGUAAUUCAGCAACGCUGAAUCUUAUAAAAACAAUUUCCUCCAUGUUGCUGGCUUUAUUUUAUUGUAUCUUUUGUAACCUAGCAACACACUACUAAAACAGUGGAGGUGUUUGUUUAGACUGCAAUCCAUUAACUUAAUUAAAGUGAUGUGGUCGCUUCUGGAGUCAUAUAGUAAUUGCAAAGAUUCUCCAAAGGUAUCUGUAUUGUUGCAAUUGUGGAGGUGGCAGGUGAUUAUUUAAAGCAUCAUAUCUACUACAGCUUAAAGGGACACUAUAGUCACCAGAACAACUACAGCUUAUUGUAUUUGUUCUGGUGAGUAGAAUCAUUACCUUCAGGCAUAUUGCUAUAAACCCGAUCUUUUCAGAGAUAAUGCAGUGUUUACAUUACAGCCUAGUGAUAAUUCCACUGGCCGCUUCUCAGAUGGCUGCUAGAGGUGCUUCUUGGGGCAGUGCUACACAGUGAGCAGCACUGCCAUUCAGUGUCUCCACCCUCUGCAUGCAGACACUGAACUUUCCUCAUAGAGAUGCAUUCAUUCAAUUCAUCUCCAUGAGGAGAUGCUGAUUUGGCCAGGGCUGUGUUUGAAUUUUGCUGGCUCUGCCACUGAUCUGCCUUGACAGUCUCAGCCAAUCAGGAAAGCAUUGUGAUUGGCUCACAGAGUCACUUUCUGAUGCCAGGCAGGUCAGGGACAGAGGCAGCAGCUGCAGACUUGAAUAAAAGUAAGAUUUUACUAUAUUUAGUGAGGAAAGGUGGGGCUAGAUGGUGGUUUUAAUACUAUAGUGUCAGGAAUACUUGUUUGUGUUGCUGACACUAUAGUGUUCCUGUAAUGUUGUGGUUCAAGUGGAAAGCCGGUGCCCUUAAAUGAUUAUACACCCUCUCCUUCCACUUGCCUUCCUCCAGUUUGUUCUCUAUCCUUAUAGUCUGUUUUUUGCCAUUCUGUAGGAAUUUGUUGACUGAUGGAUUAUGGGAAUGUUAUAUUGGCUUAUCAAUUGAAAUGGAACUUUGCUUUAGCUCCACCCAUUGCAAAAGAACACACUAACCAUAAGAAAAAGUUUAAUUUACAAAAAAUUAACACACAGAAAUAGACAAAAAUUAUUACAUUCAAAAACAAAACUUUAUAAGUGGCAGAACCAUGGGGUAGCCUUUAUUUAUAGUAUAAGUUUAAAGGUAGAUUUUAAGAUUGUUCCUUAACAUAUACAGUGUAUACAAAGAACAUCUUAUGAUAGUAGAAAAAGUACAACUCCUCUGUCACAUGAUGUCACACUUCCAACAGAACAUUUGUUUAUAAGGCAAAUCAUGGUUAUUUUUAUUUAUUUUUUGGUAAUGUACAUCAGUGAUCUAUUCCAGAAUGCUUAAAUUGGGAGGAUAUUUGGUACUAGGGGCGGACUUGCCCAUUACCCACCAUAUUUAAAAAGACUGCCUAAGCACUAUUGCCGCCAUGGCUUAUUGCACAGGCAACCUUCGGCACUCCAGAUGUUUUGGACUACACCAUUAUGGGUGUAAGAGUAUUAUGGAGGAUGUAGUCCACAACAUCUGGAGUGACGAAGGUUGCCUAUCCCUGUGUAGUUCUAGGGCAAGUAUGCUGUUGGUGGAUAAUCCUCUUGAGAGACAGACCUUUACAAUAGUCAUUCAUUUGCCAUUUUGAUAAAAAUGGAAGCAGACUUGUCAUAGCGUGUCUGACACUUUUGCAUCUUUAUUUUCGGUGAAAUGUAUUAAUUUUUCUACAACCUUUUAAAAUGGAAAAAUGGCUAGAAUUUCUGAAAUGUAAAAGAAAACCGAUGGAAUUUACUGUAUUACUAUAAGAAAACUGACACUUUUUUUUAGAUCACAUUAAUAAAUACAAUCAGAAUAAUGAAGGGAUUUAAGUCACUUUUCAGUACACUUUGAUAAAAAUCCCUGAAUGUCUGAAAAUUGCAUCUGUCAUUCCAGAAUUAUUGAACUUAAAGGACCACUAUAGUGCUAAGAAAACAAACUUGUUUUCCUGCCACGAUCGGGUCUUUAGGUUCCCCCCACCCUCAGGGUCCCACUCCCGCUGGGCUCAAGGAGACUGAGGGGGUUAAACGGGCUCCCUCGGCGCUAGUGGGAACUCUCCUCCCGACGUCAGCGCUGAAUGCGCAUGCGCGACAAGAGCCGCGUGCGCAUUAAGACAGUCCAUAGGAAAGCAUUUCUCAGCCAGCUUAUUCUCACUGAUUUUUCACAAUGAGAAGCGCGGGAGCACCUCUAGCGGCUGUCGCUUCAUUGAGCUGAAGUGGUUUGGGUGCCUAUAGUCGUCCUUUAAUCAAAUAUUUUUGAAAUUGGUGCUUUUCAAUGAAGGACACGCAUAUCCGUUUUGAACUAUAGUUCAAAGUGACUUAGGCAGGAAUCCUUCACAACUGUUUGCUUCAUGGCUGGGAGGUGCUGCAAAGGGGGAUUUAUAAAAGUUUUUAUUUGGCACUUUUUGUAAAAUUAGCCUGCAAGAACAUGCAGAUAAUCCUUAAAGCAACACUCUAGUGUUAAGAAAAGAAUGAUGUAUUCCUAAUACUAUAGUGUCCCUCUGCCCCCAUAGUCACACUCGAUCCCCACGUCUAUGAGAAAAAAAAACCACAACCUUUCUUUCACUUACCCGAUUCCAGCGACGAUAACCCUCCGCCGAUGGAGGAGACGUAAUGCACAAGUUUGAUGAACGCAGCUCACUCAUUAGGCUUUCCUCAUAGGAAAGCAUUGACUCAAUGCUUUUCUAUGGAGUUUUACUUCAAUCUGGAUGUCCUCAUGCUUUCGUCCAGCGUUGUUUCACAGAGUGAAACUGCAGGAAGAGCUUCUUGUGGCUGUCUGAACACUGCAAUGUAAACAUUCUCUAAACCAGCAGUGUUUUACAUUGCAAAGUUAAGGGAACAGGGACACUGCACCCAGACACUUCAAUGAGAUGAAGUGGUCCGGGUGCCUAUAGUGUGCCUUUAAACCAAUUCAAAAUAAGUGCUUUAGCGUACUGGAAUUUUCCUUUUGUUUCUUUUAAAAUAAGAAAGAUCCGAGACCUGACAUCAACAUGUUAAUAUAUUGAAAUAUUUUAAUUUAUUGGGUUUUUUUUGUUUUGUUUUUUUGUUCAGUCACCUCUGGUAAUAGGUGAUUGAACUCAUGCAUUUUCCUAAUGUUAUCUCAACAGUGGGCAGGCAGGGCUUGUGCAAACUACUCUUUGACACAAAGGUGGAACUGUAUCCCCAAAGGCUUUAAGCAUCAUAACCAGUACAAUAUGACAUGCUUCCAUGUCCCUUAAAUUCAAGAGAUCAUCACUAGCAUACGAAUAUUGUGGUGAAGAUGAAGAAUUUCCUAUUCUGGAAUGCCUGGAGUAAAACGAAUGUGUAGCAUACACAAUUAAUACUUGCAAAGACUCUGGCUGCUGUUAUUAAAGUGGCCCUUUAGUCAUUUAUUCCCCAGCACAGCAUCUUUUUAGCCCCCUCACAACCACCGCCACAAUUGUAGGACCAGUGCAAAUAGCCUUUUCCAAUGUUGUGUUGGUCCUGCCGUUUUUUUCUUUGACAGUGUUUCAAUCUCUGUGAUUCUAAAUGGAGGUGGAUAAGAAAUCCAUGUUCUGCCUUUCUAUGGGCAUGGGGUAAAUGACGCGCAUGCUCAAGAAUUCCAAUGGACCUGUGUUGACAAUCGCAUGAGACUCAACACAGUGUCAGUGACACACCUACUCUCGGAGAUGAUGCAACGCUGGAAGGAGGUAAGUACAGCCAAUGGCAACGUCACAGGCCAUGGAGCUAAAGCUGCACCCUUUGUCAACUUUUGUUAACCUGAAGGUUGUACUUAAUGAGAAAUAGUCCCUACUUUUUUCAUUUUGUAUAACCUUAGAAAUAAGCUUUGUUUAAAAAAAAUAUAAAUUGUAUAAUAUACUCACAGUGUGGACUUACAGGAUUGUCUCAAAUAUAAAUGCACGUUUGAGACAUACUUAUGCGGAGUGACAGACACUUUCAGGAAUCUGGGAAAUCUGUCAUUUAUGAACUUUUUCAGACGAAAUUUAAGGUUUGUUUUGAAAAGUUUGCAAUAUUUAUAGCAAACUGGAAUUGGAUGGAAUUUCUAGUGUAUAAAAUAUUGAAAGCAAUAUAUUGUAAUGCUUUUCAGUUGCUUUAUCCUGUGCACACCAGUGUGUAUCUGCAGCAGUUUUUGUUUUAUCAGGAUUUGUAAAAAAUAAAUAAAAAUGGUGGUUUAAUAAAAAAAUCACUUGGUUCUGAUUCUGGUACAGUGUUCUUUCUCGUCCAGUAGUUAAGAUUACCUUCCUUCCAUUGCUUCUCUGGGUUGGGGGAUUAUUGUGUUUGCAUACACCUGCUCCAACUCUGUAAUUUCUUACUCAAUUUUACAAGAGACGUGCAAUCAAACAAUAAAUGCCAAAAAAAACAAAAACUGAAAAGGAGCAUAAUUUAGCUUUUUACUUGUGCAAGCUUAUGCUGUUAGCUGUCUUCAGCAAUUAAGUUUCAUCUUUUUAUUCUUACACUUUUGGUUCCUGGAUUGCCUUUUCACAUGCUUAAAGGGAUACUGUAGUGCCAGGAAUACAAAGCUGUAUUCCUGGCACUACCAAUCCCUCUGUCUGCCCCCUCACUGGUAAAUAAAGGGUUAAAAACCCUUUAUUUACUUACCUGAUCCCAGCGCCGAUGUCACUUGGUGCUGUGUGUAAGCUCCGUCCCUGCGGGGUCUACUGCGCAUGCGCAGUAAAUGACAUGUGCGCAAUAGACCUCCCCAUAGAAAAGCAUUGAUUCAGUGCUUUCCUAUAGUGAAAAAUCUGAUGCUGGAUGUCCUCCUGCAGUCUAGCGUCCGAUAACAGACCAAAAGUGUUACGAAUCGGAAGCGCCCCCAGUCUUAGGGCUGACUUAGUGCUGCAAUGUAAACAUUGCAGUUCUCUGGAACUGCAAUGUUUAACAUUGCAGCACUAGGUGCAAACGGGACACCGCACCCAAACAACUUCAAUUAGCUAUAGUGGUCUUGGGUGCCAACAGUGUCCCUUGAAUGAUUUGUGGUUGUAUUCCAUAUACAAAACAAAAUCUGUUACAGAUCAUAAAAUCCACAAAUUCUCAUAUGAGCUGUUUUAAUUUGGACAAUACAUACAGAAACAAGUCCUCAGUAGGUAAAUAUUUGAAGGGAUUCUCUAGUGCCAGGAAAACAAACCCGUUUACCUGGCACUGCAGAAUCCUGGAGUCCCCCCAUCCCGAGUUAAAACUCCUUCAGUCACUUACCUGAAUUCACUUCAAUGGUCUGGGUGCCUAAAGUGUCCCUUUAAAAAAAAAUAAAAAAAAAAAAUGUGAAGGGUAUAGUCAUCUAUUAUUUUUAUUGGUGUGCGCUAUUUGAGACUUUUUUUUUUUUUUUUGUAAAAAUCAAAAAGUCAGUGGUCUUUUGUUUUCGGGAGACCUAAGUUAUGUAUAUACACCAUUAAUAUGGUGUCCUAUUCGUCUAUAGGAAAUUUAGUUCAGUGACCCAUUCUUCAAGUGUUAUAGGUAUAAAAAUAAACUGUGCAAAUCACCUUCAUUUGGGAAGGCAGAAUUGCUAUAGUCAACUCCUGCUUGUGGGCAGUUGCCCUUGAUGUUGUGAAUGUGCCUUUUUCCUAUCAGUGAGGAUUCAUUUAUGGGUCUUAAAGGGACACUAUAGUCACUAGAACAACUACAGCUUAAUGUAGUUGUUCUGGUGUGUAUAUGUCCCUGUAGGCUUUUUGCUUUAACCCCUUAAGGACACAUGACAUGUGACUUGUCAUGAUUCCCUUUUAUUCCAGAAGUUUGGUCCUUAAGGGGUUAAGCACAGUCUUUUCAGAGAAAAGGCACUGUUUGCAUUAAAGCCUAGGUAAACCUCCAAUUGCAGUCACUCAGAUGGCCACUAGAGGUGCUUCCUUUGUCAGCAUGUGCAGCACCUACGUUCAGUGUCUUACUGCCUUGCUGAACUUUCCCUAUAGAGAUUGAAUCAAUACACCUUAUUUUUAUUUUUUACCAUUUUUUGGGGGGAGGGGGUGUUCACAUAGCUAAACUGUUUUCUUGACCACAAAGGAUUCCUUUAACCCAGGGAGUUAAAAACCACUGUGCAGUCACACAUUUCAUUUCCAGAAUGUCCUUGUAUAAAAUGCAGCCUUUUUUUUAACCCCUUCACAACAAUUGAAAGGAAAAUACCAUGAAAUCAUUACGUUUGGACUAUGUAAGUGAUAUUCACCUCCUCAAAACAAAUCUGAAUGGUGAGUGGAUAUUGGUCGAUCACCUAAUAAUUUGACUGUAAAAUACUGUAUAUUCAGCACAGAAGGAACAUCACUAGAUAAUACCGGAAAUUAUAGCAUUAAACACUGUUUCAAAGUGAUUUUGCCUAAAAUCUAGUAUAGUAUUACUCAAGUGAAGCAUAUUCAGCCACCAUCCUUGUCACAUAAAUGCCCUUUUGUGACUGGAGUGCAGUUUUUUAAAAUGGUCCCCGAAUCUUUAAUCUUUACAGCACAAUGAAACAUAGUUGAUUAUCUUAUUAUUUAUUGGCAAUUAAAUGAAGAGAUGUAACCUGUAGUAUUUCCUCUUACAACUUAAAGGAGCACUAUAAUGCCAGGAAAACAAACUUGUUUUCCUGGCAUUAUAGGGUCAUUAGGUCCCCUCCCUCUCUCAGGUCCCCCCUCCCGCUGGGCUCCCUCGACGCUGGGGAACUCUCCUCCUCCUGCCGACGUCAGGGCUGAAUGCGUGUGCGCAUUCAAACUGCCCAUAUUAAAGCAUUAUUCAAUGCUUUCCUAUGGACGUCAGCGUCUUCUCACUGGGAUUUUCACAGUGAAAAUCGCGGAGGCGGCCUCAAGUGGCUCAGUGAGACAGCCACUAGAGGCUGGAUUAACCCUCAGUGUAAAAAACUAGAGGGACCUGGCACCCAGACCACUUCAUUGAGCUGAAGUGGUCUCGGUGCCUAUAGUGGUCCUUUAAUGCUUUUGUAAUAUUCACCACUUGCUACAAAAUGUUCAUCUUCCAUAUUCUCUUUUGUUUCCAGAAGAGAAGUGACAGUUCCCUAAUAGCUUCACUCCAGUAAAUGCUAUUGUUGGGUUGAAUAUUAUUGCGCUUCCCAGUUUUUAUGACUUUGUUGCCCCGUGAUACCUCAUGCGCACUUUAUUUAUAUGUAGAAUUAGCUAUUCUUGGAGUGGCCAGUGGCUGCCAGGCUUGGAGUGCUGCAGGUGGCCUACUAGGAUUGUCUCAAAUUAUGGCAAGCAAGGAUGGGCAUAGAUUUGCAUCAAGAUGCUGUCCCAUCAUCGCUAAACAAUGUAAAGAUGAGGCUAGAACAUUAGUUAUGAGGGAAGCCUAGUUUAAAGCUUGGUCAAUCUUGUAUUCGUAACUUUAAGAGUGAUUUAACGUUUACCAAAACCAAUAGGUCAGGAAGGGUGUUUUUCAAUGCUUUGUGAUGCAUGGAAAGUACAUUGGUACUGAUAUGGGUAAGCAGAUUUAUUUUUCAGCACAAGGAUAUGUAUUUUUUUUUUUUUUUUUUUCACUUGACCACUGUAAGAAAAGGAGGAAAAAUGUUAACUAAAUGUGAGAGCUACAAUCUGACUCAGGCAUUUUUUUUGCACGCCUACUGCGACAAAGUACAUUAUGAUGCAACUGAUGACCAAAGAUUUGUCAGAUCGAACAGUGUGGUUAGCCUAACAUCCAUAACAUUUUUAAACACGUGGAUCUUAAGGCUGACUAAUCAUUGAUGACAAAAACAAAGCAGUUUAAUUUUUUAUUUUUUUAUUUUUCCAAAUACUGCUUCCUCAUAAUCCGUCUCAUUGAAAAUGAUUGGUUAGUGCUCAAGGAAUGAGAUUCAUUCAUCUUGGUCUUCACCUCUUAAACUUGAAAUCAAAUUAAGCAACUCAUGAAGAAGUCUGCAAAAAUUAGGAGUGAUGUGACUGAUGUGCAAUGAUUUCCAUUUUUGAAAUGACAGUUCUGCAUCUGGCUGCAAAAAGUCAAUCCCCCAAAGUUUUAGAGUUACAACUUCCAUGGUUCUUUGCCAGUAUGUCAAAGCAUCAUGAAAGUUGGAGUUGUACAACGUCUAGCGAUUUGCCCUUCCCUGCACCACAAUCUAUACAAAUCCAACAUGUUUUUACUGUAAACUGAAAAGGCGCUGCCAACAUCUUGGCACAAUUCACACGAUAUACCUCGCUUUCUAUUUAGACAACCUGUUCAAUAUGUAUAUUUUGCUGACUUUGCAAUAAACCUAAUGCAACUGUAGUUGUUUUAUUUCAAUAAUUUGUCAACUAGUUUUUCUUCCAGGAAUGGCAACUGUCUCACAUAGCAUUUGGUCUGAGGUCAUAGUUAUCAGGGCAGGUUACAGCAUAGUAUUACCAUGUAUUCUGGGGAUUGCACAUUCUCUGGCAAGCAUACUGGUUGUUGGGUUCAAAAUGGCUGCAUGAAUGCCAAGGUAUAGUGAAAGUGCAGACCUCAUGAUCACGUUUGGCUUUUUUAAUUCCAGCUUAUUCUUUAGAAGGAAGAGUUGCAUAGGUUAGCAUACCAUCCAGUCCAAGGAGAUAAAUGCAAAAUGGUACAUAUAAAUGUUUGUUUGUUUUUUCUUUUCUUAUAUUGUUUAUUGUAAAUGUUAUCUGUGUGUACUUUUUCAGAUAAAACAUUUUAUUGGUUUUGCAUGAACAGCAAAUUAUGGUUGAUAGACAAGUGAAGUGUAAAACGUUUCUCUAAAUGUUGAACUUUUAUUGUUAAAUCAACAUAAUUCUGUUUUACACUUUGUUAGCUCUACAAACCUUUGACACAUUUUGGCCUUUUACACAACCAUUUAACAUAUACAGGUCACCAACCUAUCCUGGUAACUUAAAAUGUAUAGUAGUAUUUUUUGUUUUCUUUUAUUUAAGCAAUGCAGGGCUGUAGAGUUAAAUUGUGGAUGGUGUGAUGUGUGAAGAGGGACUAAUUAUGAAGAUCAUUUUGUUUUAUCUGAAUAGCUGCUGCAUUUUGUUAUUAUAAAUACUUGUAAAUGUCUUGUAAUAUUUGACUCUUACGUAAUAAAAAGGGAAAAAAAACCACAAAAAACCUGAUCUGUUUAUAAAUAUUAAUUUUAUUUCCCCCCACCCUCCCCCCUCUUUUUCCCUAUUGUAUGAAGUGAAAUCUCUUUUGCUAUUUCUCUAUUAAUGUCAUACCACCUGAUAUCACUAGGGGAAUUGUCGAUAAGGCUCUUGCACACAAGGGACUACUGAUUUUCCACUUUAAUUUGCACUGAUGAAUGUUGUGUGAAAAUAUACUGCUUUGUUACAGCCAUCAAGAUAGAACAAUUUAGGGCAGAUUUAAGGAGCAUUUCCACCUUUUUCUCUAUGUAAUCGCAUUAUUAAUUUGCUAAUUACAAUUAAAGCCUAGACUUUGAACUUUCAUUAUACCUACAUUGUUACAUGUAUCAUUCUAAACAACUAAAAUAUUUAAU